Letharia columbiana is the source of this 1713-nucleotide messenger RNA. RefSeq lists its product as uncharacterized. The record is from RefSeq and is a predicted model, not a curated record. Gene Ontology annotation, molecular function: protein binding. Bases 1 to 1713 code for a protein of 570 amino acids. NCBI's taxonomy places the organism in Eukaryota, Fungi, Ascomycota, Lecanoromycetes, Lecanorales, Parmeliaceae. The transcript has a single exon.
AUGUGGAAUUGGAGGUGUCGGGUAUUUUGUUCUCUCACACGAGCUCUCAUAGAUACUGACAAAAGUUUCAGGAAAUCUCAGAUCGCCAUCGAGUACGCUUACCGGUUUCGGCAGUCUCGACCGCAGAGUCAUGUCUUCUGGGUGUACGCCGCCAGCUCUGGUACAAUUUUGCAGGCCUGUCAUGAGAUUGCGCGUAGCCUGCAACUUCCUACGUACGAAGAUCCGAAGUCCGAUCCAUGUGAGCUGGUCUCCAGAUGGCUCAAAGAGGACGACCGUACGUGGCUCCUGAUAUUGGAUAAUGCGGACGAUGCAGAUGUCAUUUUCGCUUCGACUGAAUUUCAUGCAUCACCUGCUACUGUUACGCAAAUUCAUCGACCCUUGAUCGACUAUCUUCCUAGCAUUUUGAAUCCUCAGAAGUCAUUGCUUGUUACGACAAGAGACAAACGUGUUGGUCAGGACCUUGCCUAUGGAGAACUGUGUGUGGAAGUGCCGCCAUUUUCAUGUCAAGAGGCGAGAGCCCUGUUGCGAUCGAAAGUGAAAGGAGCGGCGGACUUUUUCGACGUGUCCAGUACAGAAAGGCUGCUGGAAGUUUUGGGACAUAUUCCACUAGCCAUCACGCAAGCUGUAGCUUUCAUCAAUCACAAUGGGAUGACUGUCGAAAGCUAUCUAACAGCCCUUGAAACAGAUAAGCAGGACCUAACGGAGUUUCUGAGUCAUGAGCUUCAAGAUCAUCGGAGGCAGCGUGGUUUUCCCAAUUCCGUCUUUCGAACAUGGAAGUUUUCUUUCGAUCAGAUCCUGACACAAGAGCCUCAGGCGGCGAAGUUGCUGUCCCUCGUAGCGAUGCUUGAUCCACGACGGAUCCCGGAAAAGCUAGUACGACGGUCAAUUGGGAGAGAGUUGGACUUCAGGACUGCCAUUGGUACGCUGAACGGAUUCGCUUUGAUUACUGCAGAGAUUGGGGGAGAGAUAUACGCCAUACACCCACUUGUGCAAGCAUCGGUGCACUAUUGGCUCGAGCAGAGGAACGAGAAAGCGAACUACGUAAGUCAAGCGUUAGAGCUGUUAGCAAAGGAGUUUCCGCAGGGUAAAUAUGAAAACAAAGAGACGUGUGAAUCAUUGUUGGCGCAUGCUCAGGCGGUGUUGAAUUGGGACUACGUAUCAAAGGAUGAUGAUCAGAGAUACCGCGCCGCUCUUCUAUACAAUGUUGCGACCUUUCAUGGUGCGCAGGGUAGAUUUGGCUUUGCGUAUCAAGAAGUCUCCAAAGCACACAAUAUUGUUCAAAAACAACUGGGGGAAGAUGCGCCUGGCACUCUGCAUAGUCUGUCUUUACUUGCAACAACCCUUCGCGGUCAAGGAGAAUAUAAAAAAGCCGAGGAUAUGAGCCGACGAGUGCUGGAAGGUUUUGAGAAGGUGCUGGGAGUUGAGCAUCCCAGCACAUUGUUCAGUGUCAAUAAUUUGGCAUUAGUGCUUCGACAACAAGGAAAGUAUAAGAUGGCCGAGGAAAUGAGCCGACGAGCGCUGGAAGGAAUGGAGAAGGUGCUGGGACUCGAGCAUCCCUACACAUUAAGCAGUGUCCACGAUUUGGUACCCGUGCUCUCUGUAAAGAAAGAUCAUAAGGCGGCCGAGCAGAUGAGUCGACGAGCGUUGGAAGGAGGUGGACGAGCAUCCCUACACAUUAAGCAGUGUCCACAAUUUAUCAGUAGUGCUUCUUAG